Messenger RNA from Spinacia oleracea (spinach), 1898 nucleotides. Its product is annotated as glutamate receptor 2.5. The coding region runs from base 127 to 1596 and encodes 489 amino acids. NCBI's taxonomy places the organism in Eukaryota, Viridiplantae, Streptophyta, Magnoliopsida, Caryophyllales, Amaranthaceae. Gene Ontology annotation, cellular component: membrane. The transcript is spliced from 4 exons. The record is from RefSeq and is a predicted model, not a curated record. Gene Ontology annotation, molecular function: ligand-gated monoatomic ion channel activity.
GAAGAAGUCGUCUUUGCUGGAAAGAAAUUAAAAAAUGACAAAUCCAAUUUAUACGUCUAUAUAUGCAAACUGAGUAGUGAGAAGUAGUAAUCAAAAAAGUUGAAUUCAAAAAUAAAUUCUGCAAAGAUGAGAGCUUCCUCCAUUAAUAAUAUAUCAUCCCUGAUACUGAUACUGAUACUAAUCCUAGUUAAUUGGAAUGCUUCCGUGUCAAAGGGUCAGAAUACACCGCCACCGGCAAAUCAAACGACUACAACUGAGUCUGAGGCACCGCCACCAGCAAACCAAACAGCAACAACAACAACAACAACAACAACAACAACCACCACCCGAGGCAGGACACUAAGGAUUGCAGUUCCAGUGAGUACCUAUACAGAGUUAGUGAGCAUCACCAAUGAUCCUAUCACUCAGGAACAGCGCAUUGGUGGUUUUUCAGUUGAAGUCUUUCAGGCUGUCGUGAAUACAGCUUUAAGCGACCGCUUUGAAUAUAAACUUUAUCCUUUUGCUAAGGCCGAUGGAACCUUUAACGGAAGCUUUGAUGACAUGCUUAAAGCAGUCUCUAAUCAGGAAUAUGAUGGGGCAGUGGGAGAUACGACAAUCAGAUAUGAUAGGUCACAGUGGGUUGAUUUUACACUUCCUUAUUCAGACACUGGAAUAACAAUGAUGGUUUCUACAAACCCCAAGUCCAACAAAAACACCGGGAUCAAAUUGAUGCCUCUGAUCAAGGGUUUGGUUUCUGCUGCUCUUGCCUUUUGUUUUAUUAGUGCCCUCAUCUUUUGGUUUGUGGAAUUUAGAAAUGAUAAAACUAGACAAUCACAGACACCAUUAGGUAACCUACCAGGACAACGUGCAAAUAACGAUGAUUUCUGGCGGAGGGAAACACUGAGAGCAAUAACACAUACAAGGCUUGUGAUUGUAAUGUGCUUUCUAGUAUUGUUGUUCUUGACAUCCUGUUAUGCUGCAAGCUUGACUUCAUUACUGACAGCGCAACGGAAAAGAGGCCCAAUCAGAACAAUAGAUGAACUCAUUAGAAGAAAAGAAAAUGUGGGGAAUCAAAAAGGAUCCUUUGUCCCUCGUUUGCUCAUUCAAAGAGGGUUUUCAGAAAGUCAAAUACAUACUUAUGAUACAGAACAGGAUAUGGUUGACAUGUUGUCUAAGGGAACCGUUGCUGCUGUUAUUGAUGAAACCCCAUAUCUCAAAGUUUUCCUCUCUAAGAACUGCAAUAAGGGCUAUAAUCUUGUCCCUUCCUUCGAUCUCCAUGCAGAGGGAUUUGGCUUUGCUUUCCAGAAAGGAUCUAGCUUGGUACAGGAAAUUUCAAGUGGGAUAUUGAAAUUGUUGGACAACGGUCAAUUGUCAACAAUUCAACAGAGAACAAUCGGUGGUCUAGACGCAUGUGAAAAUGAACCAGAUAAUAGUAACCUUGAUACAAAUCUAUUGGACUUCGAUACUCUGUGGAUUUUGUUUGCUGGGGCAAUAGGUGUUGUAAUUUUGGUGAUCAUAUUGUAUAUGGUCUACUUAGGAACCACAUGUGACACUACUAGAAGGAGAGUUGCCUUUCCAUGUUACCUACUGCCAAAUUACCAAGAAAGGAAGAACUAGAUCUGAAUAUGAGCACAUCGAUUGUGUUGGAAUCCUUACUAAAAAGAUUUCUAUAUAUAUAGACUAUAUGUAGAGUGUCCUUAGAUUUGUGUUUUGUGUUCAUGCAUAAGUGUGUGCAUUUUGUGUGAUGGGAGAGUGAUUCUAUUGUGAUAGCCUAAAGAGGUACGGUUGUAUGUUACAAUAAUACUAUGAUGUGUACGUAUGGUGUCCAGUACUCAUUUAACAAUUGUAUCAGUACUCAAAGGAAGUAUCAAUAUAUUACAACAAAUGUAAAACUGAAAACUGUUCGAGUUGUGCAACAA